This is a messenger RNA of Colius striatus (speckled mousebird), 4825 nucleotides long. RefSeq names its product dihydropyrimidinase like 2 (gene DPYSL2). The record is from RefSeq and is a predicted model, not a curated record. The transcript is spliced from 14 exons. Lineage: Eukaryota; Metazoa; Chordata; Aves; Coliiformes; Coliidae. Gene Ontology annotation, cellular component: cytoplasm; cytosol. Gene Ontology annotation, molecular function: hydrolase activity, acting on carbon-nitrogen (but not peptide) bonds, in cyclic amides. Bases 324 to 2042 code for a protein of 572 amino acids.
GGCCGGGGCCGCGCUCAGGGAAGAAAGGGCUGAGGCGCGGGGCGGGAGCUGCUCCCCGCUCCUGCCGACACCAGCGCUCGCCUUCCCCGCCGUGACACCCUUCCCCCUUCCCCGCCCUCCCCCGGCUUCCCCUCCUGCCUCGCGCUCGCAUCCCGUUUGGGCUCGGGGAGGGCGAUCUUCGUUUUAUCCCGUUUUUAAUCCUUUGAUUUGUUGUUUCCCCCGCGGAGGGGAGGCGGGGGGAAGACAAUAGCGAUCCGCCAAGCACACGCGCGCACACAAAGAGCGUUUGUUACAUUAACCCGUCGGGGGAGUGAUUUCCCAAGAUGUCUUAUCAGGGGAAGAAAAAUAUCCCGCGGAUCACGAGUGAUCGUCUUUUGAUCAAAGGUGGCAAAAUAGUUAAUGACGACCAGUCUUUUUAUGCAGACAUUUACAUGGAAGAUGGGUUGAUAAAGCAAAUAGGAGAGAACCUGAUUGUGCCAGGGGGAGUGAAAACUAUCGAAGCCCACGGCAGGAUGGUCAUUCCUGGGGGGAUCGACGUGCACACCCGCUUCCAGAUGCCCGAGCAGGGGAUGACGUCUGCUGAUGACUUCUUCCAAGGGACCAAGGCUGCACUGGCUGGAGGCACCACCAUGAUCAUUGACCAUGUGGUUCCUGAGCCAGGGACCAGUUUGCUGACAGCGUUUGACCAGUGGAGAGAAUGGGCAGACAGCAAAUCCUGCUGUGACUACUCUCUGCACGUGGAUAUCACCGAGUGGCAUAAAGGUGUCCAGGAGGAGAUGGAAGCUCUGGUUAAAGACCAUGGUGUGAACUCCUUCCUGGUUUACAUGGCUUUCAAAGAUCGUUUUCAGCUCACUGAUUCUCAGAUCUAUGAGGUGCUGAGUGUAAUCCGGGACAUCGGUGCCACAGCUCAAGUGCACGCUGAGAACGGUGACAUCAUUGCUGAGGAGCAGCAGAGGAUCCUGGAACUGGGGAUCACAGGCCCUGAAGGGCACGUGUUGAGCAGACCUGAAGAGGUGGAGGCAGAGGCUGUGAACCGGGCAAUCACCAUCGCCAACCAAACCAACUGUCCCCUUUAUAUCACCAAGGUGAUGAGCAAAAGCGCUGCCGAUGUCAUUGCUCAAGCCAGGAAAAAGGGCACUGUGGUGUAUGGAGAGCCCAUCACAGCCAGCUUGGGUACCGAUGGGUCUCAUUACUGGAGCAAGAACUGGGCUAAAGCAGCAGCUUUUGUUACAUCCCCACCACUGAGUCCUGACCCAACCACUCCUGAUUUUCUCAACUCACUACUGUCCUGUGGAGACCUCCAAGUUACUGGCAGUGCCCACUGCACCUUCAACACUGCUCAGAAAGCUGUUGGGAAGGACAACUUUACCUUGAUCCCUGAAGGAACCAACGGGACUGAAGAGAGGAUGUCCAUCAUCUGGGAUAAGGCUGUGGUGACUGGUAAGAUGGAUGAGAACCAGUUUGUGGCUGUGACCAGCACAAAUGCAGCUAAAAUCUUCAACCUGUACCCACGGAAGGGCCGUAUUGCAGUGGGCUCAGAUGCUGAUCUGGUUAUCUGGGAUCCUGACAGUGUCAAGACAAUCUCUGCCAAGACUCAUAACAUAUCUCUGGAGUACAAUAUCUUUGAAGGCAUGGAGUGCCGUGGGUCUCCCUUGGUGGUGAUCAGCCAGGGGAAGAUCGUACUGGAGGAUGGGAAUCUCCACGUGACCGAGGGAUCCGGGCGGUACAUCCCCAGGAAACCCUUCCCUGACUUCGUUUACAAGCGCAUCAAAGCAAGGAGCAGGCUGGCUGAGCUGCGGGGUGUGCCUCGAGGGCUCUACGACGGCCCCGUCUGCGAAGUGUCGGUGACACCCAAGACCGUCACGCCAGCGUCCUCAGCCAAGACAUCUCCUGCCAAACAGCAGGCCCCACCUGUGAGGAACCUGCACCAGUCUGGAUUCAGCUUGUCUGGGGCACAGAUCGAUGACAACAUCCCGCGUCGCACGACCCAGCGCAUCGUGGCACCGCCCGGGGGCCGCGCCAACAUCACCAGCUUGGGCUAAGGACCGACCCCCUUCCGUGCCUGCCUGGCACACCCGGGCACAGGGCACCUGGAGACCCUUUUUUGAUUCUUUUAGAGCCUGUGACAGUUACUGCGGGCAACCAGUGAGUGGGGGGCUGAAGUAAGUCCCCUCAGGUUCCCUCCUCAUCUUCACCAAACCCCUCUCACUUCCCCUCCCUCACAUUUAAAGGAAUAAACCCUGUUUUUGACACCUCUGACAUGCAAAAGUAAAUGUAAAGAGGAUGUUUGAGGUAUGUGGCCUCUUGUCCCAUUCAGCAUCUUUCUUUUAAUAAAGGAAGGAUCAAGUGAAUCUCCCGGGAGCUGCCUUUAAGACACACACAAAAUAAGGAAUGAAGACAUUGUAAAUGCUUUCUUGGUUUUUGUUUGGUUGAUUGUUUUUGAUGUCAAGCAGAAGAGUAGUUCAAGGGUUUGCAACUGGAUACCCUGUAGGGUUCUGUGUUCCAGCAGAAUAGGUAGGCAAGCACGGAGGGACACGAAUCCCAGCCUGUCUGUAACCAUUCCCCACCACCACCUUUGAGGUCACUCAGUGGUUGUCUGCUGUCAAGAGAGAGAAACAGAACCCAGCAGUAGGGAUUGACAGAGCACAUCACACCCAGCUGUGGGGUGAGUUAGAGUCCUUGGGGACUUGGGUUCUGUUGGUUUGUUUUCUCUUUUGGGUUUCAUUGUUUGUUUCCUUCUGGAUUUUGCUGCAAAUUAGGUCCUUGAGGAGCCUUGGUUGGGUUGUUUUUAGAUGUGUGUGUGUGUGUUUAAUAUGUUUUAUCAUUGUGUUUAUGAAGCCUUAUCUGAGAACUCGGGGUCACCCUCUACUUCCUGAUCCUUCCUGAACCUCAUUCAAGUUACAGACUCCUGCUGGUGUCACUGCCAAGGCCACCCUGGUACUCCAGGUCUUCCUUGGUUCCAUCAUUCCAGCCAGCUGCUUGCCACUCAGCUGCAAGAGGAGGUCGAGGAGCAGCUUCAUGAGCUGUUAUGUAGAGGUCUUGAACUGGUGCAAAGAAAGGGGCUGGAGACCAGCUGAGGAGCUGGGACUGAGGCUCUUGAGAAGUUUUUAGCAGUUAGUUUGUCUUCUAUUGCUAGAGGUGGAAACUGAUAAGCAGAGGGGCAUAGGCAAAGCUUUCUGCAGCAGCCACAUCUCCCCCUUCCUGGCCAGUGAUGAGUGGUUAUUUAAAACUUGAUGAGAGUUUAUCUUUAGGGUGGUCAGUUGAGUGUGUGUGAGAGCAUGUGUGGCAAUUCCAACUCCAGAUGCCCAGCUGUUGGAACUAGGAGCCUCAGAGCAGCUCAGCAGGUCAACAGCAGCUGAGAAUCUCUCAUACAUGGUGCAAAUUUUACACUCAUCCAUUCAUUCCUUCAGGAAUCUGCCUUUGUGCAAAUAUUGCUGAGGAGGCCUGGUGUCCCCCCCUCCUCCUCAGACACCUGCUGCCUCAGAUGGGAGAAACCUGAGGCCACGAGUGGCCCUUCAGUGAAAUUAGGAGCCCCAACUCCUGUGGCAGUCAGCAGGAUCUGGGCAUUUAUCUUCUGGGAUUGAAGGUCCUUCAGGCCUGAUGAUGGAGGCUCGUUGUUUUCGAGUCAUGGAGAAUAAAUGUGCACCCUUAGAAGGUCACUCAGUGGUCCCAAGGACCUGGCCUGUCCCUCAGCACAGAGAGCUCUUCUCCCUGCAGUUAACACAGCAUUACCUCCACUCUCUGUGUGCCCUGGCACUUGGCUACAUCUUCUGCUUUCUCUUCUAUUUAUGCAUUGCCACGUCCACUGACCUUGUGUUGCUGUGAGUAUCCCCUUCAGUGGUGGUUACAGGUUCUUGUAGGGGGGAAUUAACUACAGAGAUAAGCAGGCUUUGAAGAAACAAGUCCCACAUUUGUUGGUAUGAAAUAUCAAUGCUGGGAUUUACAAAGGAUCUGGAUGCUGCUUAGGUACCCAAAGCCUCCCAGCUUCAGCACCUAAUUCCUUCAGGCCCCUCUGAACACAAGAGUGAAGAAAAACCCACCCGUUAGGUCAGGACUCCCGAGUCUUUUCCUUUCCCAUCAAAGCACUUUGUGAAGUGGUUGAGUUCCAUCACUUUAAGUAAUCCCUGACCUUCAGAUGUACUGCAGCUAUUCUCAUGGGGUUUGUUUCUUUUUCUUGUUCACCUGGAUGUUAAAAACCAACGUGAAGGAGUUGGGGAGAGGAAAAACAAGGCAUGGUGUCAGUGCUACGGGCUCUUCAGUAUUCACUUCGGUCUUCCUUUGGGUUUAUUGUUUCUUUUCCUUCACUUAACUCCUGAGGACUUUUCAGUCUUAAUUUGUGCUUCAAAAGGCAGAGAUAAAAAGGAGAAACCCCCUCCCUCCCCCCCCCCACCCCCUUAAAAAAGAGCAGAUUUUGCAGGCUGUGUAAGCAUGUUUUUCCCUGUGAGAGCUCUGUGUCCGCUUUGUGUCUGUUUAAUGAAUGUCAUAUGUAAAUGCUUAAAAGGAGAAACACAAACGAGCUGAUGGCUUAAUUAAUGAGCAAACCGCAGUGACUUGAAGCUCUAAAAAUAAAGAAAGGUAAAAAAAAACCCAAGUAGGAUUUAAUACUAGCUGGAUUUAACCCUUGGAUUUGUGAUUGUGAACCAUGAGUGGAGGAGCUGUAAGUGCUAAAGCUGUGUGUAGACAAAAAGAAGUCCUGAUAUUUGACCAUUGUCUCAAUGGCAAAAGAAAAACCCCUCCCACCCCCAAGUCUUGUGUUUUAUUCCCUGAGAACUCUGUGUUAUAUUACCAUGGGAACUCCUAAUAAAGACAAAAUGUUGUUGUUUCA